AUGUUAAAGUUGACGCAAAUCUUACCGAAUGAUGAUUAUGAUGAAAUUUGUUUGUCGUCGGCUGAAAUAUCCAUUAUGAGAAAGAUUCUAACGACUCAUCUGUUAGUUUCAUCCCAUGAAGUUGAAAUUUUGCAAAAGAACGCUGAACAAUGGAGGCCAGAAAAUGUCAAGCAGUUCUAUGUUAUGUGUCACACCAUCGAAGGCAGAUAUCCAGUAUUGUCCAAUAUCUGCGGUUCCAUAUCAAUCGGUCAGGCCAUUAUAUUUUGCCAAACAAGAAGACCUGCAGCUUGGUUUGAAGCCCGACUGACUGCUGAUGGACGUUCUGUUG
Molecule: messenger RNA, 328 nt
Organism: Parasteatoda tepidariorum (common house spider)
Lineage: Eukaryota; Metazoa; Arthropoda; Arachnida; Araneae; Theridiidae
Source: RefSeq, a predicted model, not a curated record